Patiria miniata (bat star) is the source of this 22022-nucleotide messenger RNA. RefSeq names its product adhesion G-protein coupled receptor V1-like (gene adgrv1). Lineage: Eukaryota; Metazoa; Echinodermata; Asteroidea; Valvatida; Asterinidae. Bases 397 to 19368 code for a protein of 6323 amino acids. Gene Ontology annotation, cellular component: membrane. Gene Ontology annotation, molecular function: G protein-coupled receptor activity. Gene Ontology annotation, biological process: cell communication; G protein-coupled receptor signaling pathway; cell surface receptor signaling pathway. The transcript is spliced from 98 exons. The record is from RefSeq and is a predicted model, not a curated record.
GAAGCGAAAUUAUUCAUGUGCCAUAAAUAAAUUUUCUUGUCAAUCAGAAAGUUAACGGACGCUAUGAAAUGAGGAAUUUCGUUUCUAAGGUGAUGCAACUGUAGCGUCUAUUGCCAACCUGUGGAAUUUAUUCGAGAGGGCAAGAUUUGCGGACCAAAUUCAGGACACGUCGUUCACUGCAACUUGUGAGGAUUAUUUUGUACGAAAAUUGUGGGGAUUCUUAAACAUCCAUCCAGUCAGUUUACAGCGUGAACUGAACGAGUCGAGUGUGAGACGUCGACGCAGGCCAUAGUUCGAUUUUUAAAUGUCUUCUCCGAAAUUUGAGUGGCGGUUUAUGUUAUGAAUACCAACGAAAUCUGUGGAAUUUACCUCCAUUUGAGAGUUCAGUAAAUCAGCAUGGGAAACACGAGACCCUACAGAGGGACCAUGCUGGCCCACCUUGCCCUUCUCAUGCUGCUGGUCAGCACAGUAAGUUCCCAAUCAGCCACAGUAUCCUUCGUGGAGUCAGCAAUCACCAUACAGGAAGGAGGGGCUGCCACAGUCAGGGUGCAGAAGACUGGAGAUAGUCCCGGUGAAGUUAGAGUUGUAGUCGGGUUUCAAGAUCAGAUGGCCGCAAAUGCUGAUUUUGUUGGCAACAAUUUCGUCUUGAGUUUCCCUGCCGGUUCAGCAACGUCAGUCCAAGAGGGGACUUUUUACUCCUCUGAUGACGACAAUCCCGAACCAGAUGAGCCGUUCUCGGUCACUAUGACUGUCAUCAGCGGCGGUGCCGUGAUCGGCGAUCCCAGCACGACCACCGUGACGAUCGCAGCCAACGACGAUGCGUUUGGCGUGAUCGGCUUUGAUGUGCAGGUUUCCCCAAUGAGAGUAACAGAGGAACAGUCAUCCACUACUCUUCUGCUUCCCUUAAAGCGAGAAAGGGGCACGUUUGGCCUCGUGGCUGUGACUUACCAGAUUACUGGAGGCUCAGGCACAGCCAGUGGGGAUCUCACACCAGUAACAGGAUCAGUUACUAUAUCUCAAGGUAUCUCAACGGAUGCAUUGCGCAUCGUCAUACUUGCAGAUUUGAUACCAGAAGAUGAUGAAGAAUUCACUGUAGAGUUAACAUCAGUCAGUGGUGGUGCUACUCUCAACUCUUCAUCCCAGUCUGUUCUCUUGAUAAUAAAUGCCAACGACAGUCCGCUACGCUUUGCCCAGCCUCAGUACAGCUUCCCAGAGAAUGCUGGGACUGUGACGGUGGAGGUCCAACGAGGCCUGGACACUGAUGGACUGACCCCCCUCGGUCCGUCUGAUCAGACGGUCACCGUUGAGUAUUGGUUUUACUCCGGCAGCGCAGAGCUCGGUGUGGACUGCGUAGUGACCAACGGCAGCCUGGGGUUUUCACCGGGGGAGAUGACAAAAACCAUCAGCAUCGCCAUCUUAGAUGAUCCCACUCCAGAGCUAGCUGAGGAGUUCUCAAUCAGCCUUGCAAAUCCCAGCACAAAUGCAGUGCUGGUGGAGCCGGUGACUACAGUGGUUGCGAUCCUACCCAAUGACGACCAGCAUGGCGUGUUGUCCCUUUCAUCAGAAAACUCUGGAUCAUCACCGAAAGCCGUCAUCAACGAAGACACUACGUUCUCAACUAGUAGCUUCACCGUCGUCCGUGAAGGGGGCACAUUUGGGGAAGUCAGCAUUGAUUAUAUCAUAACCCGCAAUGAUUCGAGCUCCGCGCCCAUCGUUGCGGACCUUGCACCAGCGAGUGGCACGGUGACCCUCCCAGAAGGUCAAAGAUCACAGAGUAUCCCCAUUAACAUCAUCGACGACCCCGUGCCAGAAGAGGCGGAGCAGUUUAUCAUCUCACUGCUGCCGGAUUCGGUUACUGGUGGCGCCAGCGUUGGUGCCGUCACCGAAGGUUUGUUGACCAUCCAGGACAGUGAUGAUGCAUACGGCGUGAUUCAGUUUUCAUCAGAUGUCGAACAGCGUAUCGUAUCGUCGACCAGACCCAGACAACUCCAGCUUAUGCUUACUAGAGCGGCUGGUGUAGUGGGUCAGGUGUCUGUUAGCUUCUCUGUUGUGUAUCGUCUACCCACCCAGGACCCAAGCAGUGUGGGAAGCACAGAUGUUAUAGAUGGUGCGGAAAAUCAGACUACAGUCAUUCCCGGCGGCUCCACCGUCCAUCCCUUCCAGAUCCCAAUCAAAGCCGACUCCUUCCUCAGUCUAGGGGCGACCUUUCUGGUCACCCUGCUGAGUGUCCGGCUGUUGGAUCAUGCCACCUUACUCCCUCCGAGCAGUCCCAGGCUUGGGGAUCGGACGGCGGUCAGCUUGGAAGUCACUAGUGGCGUGGCCAAUGGGGAGAUUGGCUUCGAGCGGCCAAACCAGCGUCUGUUUGUCAACGAACCUGAUGGUACCACGCCAACGUUGUUUCCACUGGACAUCACUCGGGAGGGCACAUCCGGUGAUGCCACCAUCUACUGGCGUAUCGUCAGUAGCCCAAGCUACCCAGUCACGCCCACGCAAGAGGACAUCAGUGCAUUCUCUGGUUCAGUGUUCAUUGCCUCAGGUAUCGCAAGAACCCAGAUAGUUCUGGAGAUCCUGCCAGACGACCUUGCCGAAACAGAUGAAACCAUGAUCAUUCAACUCUAUAAUGUCCAGCCAGGCAGUCAGAUCCUGCGGCAGGGCGACACCGAAGCGGUCGUGACAAUCCGCGAGAACGACGGACCUGGAGGGUACUUUGAGUUCUCCCCUCUCACCCCAGGACCGUUCGUCAUAUCAGAGGGCGGAGACUUAGUCCAGGUGACCAUCCUGCGCCGCGGUGGCAGUCUCGUCACUCGCAGCGUGCGAUACUUUGCGGCCGGGGACAGCAUGACAUCCCCGGAGUUCUACGGCCUGCCCCAGGUUGUGACUUUCAACCCGGGAGAAACUGAGAAAAACAUCUCGUUUGUGGCUGCACCGGACUCAAUCCCAGAGCUCAAUGAGAUGUUCCAGUUGACCUUAGCCACCUUUGGCAACCCGCCAAGUGACCUCGGCGACCUGACCACCAUUCAGGUCACGGUGUUGGAGAAUGACGAUCCUCACGGUGUGUUCACCUUCCCAGAAGAUCCCACGAUCAGGCACAUUGAUGAGAGUAAAGGAACGGACAUCUACUCGGCCCGUUUCCCAGUGUUGCGCGACGCCGGAGUGUUCGGUCAAGCCAACGUCUCAUGGGCUGUUAUUACCACUGGUGCUGCGUUAGAUAUCUCUCCAUUGUCUGGUGUCCUGACUUAUGGGGAUGGGAUCAGCCUGCAGGAGAUUGAAAUUACCGCAAGGGCUGACGAGAUCCCAGAGAAUCCUGAGACAUUCCAGCUGACUUUAACCAACCCUGCUGGGGCGAGUCGCUUAGGUAGUGUUACCACGGCAACGCUCAACAUCAAUAAGAAUGAUGAUGCCAUCUUCUUUGAAGACCCCAUUGCCAAGACAGUCGCAGAGCCCGGUGCUGUAGCGUUCACCGUCCGUCGGAAUGGCACUGCAGCCUCCAUCGCCUCCGUGGAUUACCGCACAGUGGCCGGCUCAGCAACUGACGGCCUCUUUGACUACGCCACCGUGGCUGGUACCCUGCAGUUCGGGGUCGGUGUUCAGACCCAGCGGGUUGCCGUCCGGAUACUGGACGACAACACGCCGGAGGACGACGAGUAUUUCACCAUCCAGCUGUACAAUCCAAUGGGUGAUGUAGUAGUCUAUGGGGCUCCCACGGCAACGGUUACCAUAGCAGCCAAUGAUGAUCCAUACGGCAUCUUCAGCUUCAGAGAGCCUCUUACAAGGGUGUUUGCCAGCGAAGGAACGUCCGUUUUCACUGAGAUCCAGAGGGCAAGGGGGAACUUUGGCACGGUCCGGGUCCACUGGCAGAUUGUCUACAACGGCACCUCGGAGCCCGUGCCCGCGGGGACAGAGUUUGAGGUCGUGGCCGGAACGGUGGAGUUUACUGACCAGCAGUCCCUGCAACGGAUCCAGGUUACGUCCAGGAUGGACGGGGUGCCGGAGUUUGCGGAGUACUACGAGUUGGUGUUGGUCAACGUCACUGAUGGUGCUUUGUCAGACACGGAUCCCAUUUCUGUCAGUCUGGAGAUCAGUGCCAACGAUGACCCUUACGGCGUUCUCGUCUUCCCCUCAUCCUCCACGGAGAGAGACAUUGCUGAGGAUUACUACCCAGAAGACAAUGCCACGGGGAGGGCCGUAUUCACCGUGGAGAGGGCCCAGGGGUCGUUUGGAGAAGUAGAGGUUCUUUGGGAAGUAUUCUCCGAUUCCAUAUCCGGUAUCUUGCCGACUGUGCGUGACCUCAUUUUCCUAUCUGAGCCUAACCCUAGCGUCAGCCCCCAACCAAGCUCGGGACGACUCCACACUGGCACACAGGCCAUGUUCUUUGACGGUGGCACAAAUUCCUACUUACGAGUGCCCUCCCAGUACCAGCUGCCAACCGCCGACAUCGUCAGUGGCUUCUCCCUCAGCGCCUGGGUCCGGCCUGACGCGGACGUGGAUGGCUUCGUGCUGUCCAAACUGUCAACGGACGGAAUAACGGUCCACUACGGCUUGAAGUUAGCAGCCCGGCCAGGCGGCAUGAUCAUGGUGCACUACAGAUACUCUGGAAGUAGCUUUACCAAUACAGUUAUUGACUUCGCCCUGAGCUCUGUUGACUUGGCCGAUGGGUUGUGGCAUUCCAUCAUACUGACCAUCGAUAGCUUAAAGGCAACUCUCUAUGUGGAUGGAAGCCUGAUAGCUGAACGCACCAUGGAUCAGGCCCAGGGUGAUGGGGCAGGGGAGCUGUACGUUGGUGCUCUCCAGCCUGGGACGGAACGCUACAAGGGAUUACUGCAAGAUGUCCGCAUGUAUGCCAGGAAGCUGCAAGAAAGGGAAAUUGUUGAAAUAUGGACCUCCCCGUCCAAGCAGGACCUGACCCCCAUCUCAGGCAAGUUGACCUUUGACCCGGGUCAGAGGUCGGCUGACAUCACCAUGGAGUCGUUAGAUGACACGGAGGAGGAAGGCAACGAGGUGUUUACCGUCAUGCUGCUGUGUAGUAGCGGCGGUGGGCGGAUUGGACGGGACGAUGCUACCGCACUGCUGACAGUUCUGAAGAGUGAUAAUGCCAAUGGUCUGUUUGGGUUCGAUGGUCCAUGCACCCCUACCAGCUUUGACCCAGAGUCAAACGAAGCCCUGCAGUACACAUGCUCAGUCAUACGUAGCCGUGGCGAUGAGGGCGUUGUCACCAUCCCCUGGGAGGUGCGUAACCUGGUGACGGAUGAGGUGGCAUCAGAUGACUUUGUCAACGCGACUGGGGGAGUUGUCUUCCCAAAUGGGGUUCGCACGCAGACCAUCGCCCUAGCUGCCAUUGAUGACAUGCAGCCAGAGCUCCUAGAAACCUUCUCUAUCAUCCUCCUACCCCAACUCCCUCUAUCUGACGACGGCCUGAUUGGCACCACCGACACCAGCGGGGCCAGUAUCGACCCGGACGCCAGCGCCAACAACCUGACCAUCCAAGCCAACGACUUCCCUUACGGGCUGCUUCAAUUUGCCACCGGUCCUCCCCCUGGCACCGCUGAUCCCCUCAUACCCCCGGCAGCAGAGAUGGUGAGGGUGCGGGUGAGGGAGGAGGAAGGGAUGGUACGACUGCUGGUGGUCAGGGCCCAGGGAUUGCUGGGGGAGGUGCAGGUGGAGUGGAGAACCAUCGAUGGGUCGGCGCUGUCUGCUGGCAAGGAUCCGGUGGAUUUCGUGAGUGGGGGUGGCACUUUGACGUUCGCUGACCAGCAACGUUUCCUUUACAUCACCAUUGCCAUCAAUGACAACAAUAUCGCCGAGUUGGAUAAAACUUUCCAGGUCCAGUUAUCCAGCCCUACACAAGGAGCUGAAGUUGGUAUCGGGUCUACUGUGGAAGUCACCAUAGAAGGCUCAGACAAUGCAUACGGGACCUUCCAGUUUGCUGAUGUCUCCUUGGUUGUUACGGUGACUGAAAUGGAUGUGGGUUCCAGUGUAACAACACUGCAGGUGUUGCGGUUGGGAGGAGCCCUGGCUGAGGUCACAGUGGAUUGGGUUGUGACCUCUGACCCCAAUGACCCCGACGCCAAUGUGACGAAUGACCUCGUGCAGUCACGGGGCAGUGUCAUGUUUGGUGUCGACGAGAUGACAGCCGACAUCAAUCUGGAGAUAGCAUCAGAUGAGCUCCCUGAGCUGGACGAAAGUUUCUAUGUGCAACUGAGAAAUGCAUCUGACGGUCGACUUGGAGAUCCAUCCAAAUUGGUUGCCACAGUAACAGUAGCUGCGAACGACGACCCCUACGGAGCCUUCAUCUUUGAGGCUAAUUCGAGGAGCGUUGUAGUCGGGGAGGAGUUCCGAAAUGUCUCACUGACGAUCCAGCGGCAGUUUGGCAGUGAGGGUGUCGUACAGGUGGUGUACUCCACUCUCAACGCGGAGGAGACUAUACCCAACAUGCCGGCAUACAUCAGUCGUGCCAGAGAGAAUGUUGACUUCAUACCUACCAGGAGCUCUGUGAUCUUCAGCCCUGGCCAGCUCAGCUCAGACGUCAGCGUGGUCCUACUGGAUGACACCGAGCCUGAGACCGCAGAGAGUUUGUUUGUCUACAUCGUCAGCGUCAGUCUGCUGUCAUCACCACAGGCUAACCCAGUCAUAGACUCUCCUCGUGUUGGAGCCGAGCACAUUGCUGAGGUGUACAUCCAAGCCAAUGACGAUGCUAAUGGGGUGCUGCAGCUGUCAGCCAGCACGGUCCGCGUGUCUGAGGAAUCCAUGCAGCCGUUCCUGAACGUCACCAGAGUGGCCGGAUCGUUUGGAACGGUGACAGUAACUUUCCAGCACAUUCCCGGUACGGCACAGCAAGGGCUGGACUACAGUGUGACGUCCACUAACGUCAUCAUGUAUGAUGGGGAGACACACAAAGCUAUUCCUAUCGAGAUCUUGAAUGACCGAGUGCCUGAAGUAGCUGAAUCCUUCCAAGUGGUCUUGCUGGAUCAGAUCACAGGGGGCGCUAUUCUAGGAUCGCCCGCCACCUGCGAGGUCACUAUUGAACCAUCGGACGAUCCAUACGGCAGCUUCGGCUUUGGAUUCACCAACGUGCAAGCCAACGAGCCAGAGGAGGGCAACUCUCGUCAGCUGAGUCUCAGCGUCAUACGUAACGGAGGUGACAUAGGCGUGGUGGCUGUCAUCUGGGAGGCACGGAUCAAUGGAGUGCUAGCAAUGGAUGAUGUCUUCCCAACCGGAGGAACUCUGUACUUUCUCUCCUUUGACGUCAGCCAAUCAUUCACCCUGGAUAUUCUGCCAGACGACAUCCCCGAAGAACGAGAGACUGUUAUCCUGACCCUAGUCAAUGCCACAGGGGGCGGAGUUAUCGGCAACCCCCCUACAGCAACCAUCUCAAUCGAAGCCAAUGAUAACCCACAUGGUAUCGUGGAGUUCACCUUGGCUAAUAACAUCGUCCAGGAAGUCGAGGGAGGAGACACGGUAGCUAGCAUCAUGGUGACAAGGAGUGCCGGCACGUUCGGUGACCUCCAAGUGACCUUUGACACCAGACCCCUGGACCUCGUCCAGGAGGUCACCCAGAACGGCGAGACGGCCAUGGACUACUACCAGCUGCCAAUCACAGGCAGCCAGAUGGGUGUCUCCAUGACGACCAUCGACGUGACGGGCCAAUCAAAUCCGCUCCUGGCUUGCGCCCAGGAGUGCUUGCGAGAGAGGGCGUGUGGGUCCUUCACCUACCGGAUCUUCAGCGGAGACGCCAUGUGUCUGUGGACUGUCUCCACGGCGACGGACAACGUGGACGCCACCUCUGGAUUCCGACUCUUUGUGAAGGAUUUAGUGAAGGCCCAGGCUCUGUACGACAGUCAGGCGGUGCCAGGACUGGACUACAUUCCCAUCAACAGUGGCUCAGUCAGGAUACCAGACGGCAUGGCUUCUGGCUAUCUGAACGUGACCAUUCGGGACGAUGCCACACCUGAGAGGGACGAGAUCUUCAAUAUGCGUCUGGCCAGCGUCACCUUGGUAGGCCCCACCCCACAGCCCAACAACCUCCCCACCCUGGGGACGCAGAGAGAGACCCGCGUCACCAUCGCCAGCAACGACGACGCCAACGGAGUGUGGCGUAUCUAUAGCAACAGUCCCGAGGCAGUGAAUGGCCAGCUGGUCCUGGUGACUGAGACGGAGGGGGUCAGCGUGAGCGUGGAGCUCGUCGUGGAACGCCAAGGUGGCAGUAUUGGUGAUGUGAGUGUGUCGUGGCAGGCAGUUGCAGGCACAGCUACCGAGGGUGAUGACUACAGUGCUAGCGGUGGCACACUCAACUUUGCUUCUGGUCAAACUAGACAAGUUAUCAACAUCGGUAUCAGGGACGAUAUGAUUCCUGAGAUUGACGAAACCUUUUCCGUUGAGCUGUACAACCCGACUGGGGGAAGCGAACUCGGUUUGAACGGUCGAGUGGACGUUCGUAUCCUGGCAAACGAUUACGUGGCUGGCAUUCUGAAACUGUCCACGCUGUCGUACAUCGUCAGAGAAGGUGAGGGAUUUAACGUGACUGUAGAGAGAUCGUCACCAGGCCUGGGCCAAGUGACAGUUGACUGGACAAUCAGUGGCGUGAAUGGUCAAGUGCCUACACAAAGCUUCCAGCAGACUAACGGAUCGCUAGCCUUUGCACCUGGUCAACUCCUUGAGGCCAUCUUGCUCUCGGUCCUCUCCGACGACACCCCUGAAGUAAAUGAAGAGUUCCAGGUGACCCUAAGCAACGUGCAAACCAUGGGCAUAUCUCUGACGGGGGCCGCCACCCUAGAUCCUCAGGGGUCCACCGCUAGCGUCACCAUACAGGCCAGCGACGAGCCACACGGUGUAUUCAGCUUUGCCCAGGGGUCAGAGGUCGUGAUGGUUGCCGAGGGCAACACUACAGUGCAGCUGUUUGUGGACAGGAAAUUUGGAUCCAUUGGUCGAGUGCGUGUGUUCUACGAAGCCAAGGAGGGUUCCCUGGACCCAUCAUUGCCUGCCUUGAACCUGGCCCAGGACGGCCUGGAUUUUAUCGGCGGACCAAACUACCUGGACUUUGAAGAGGGUCAGAGCGUGGGUGAAAUAACCGUCCCUAUUAAUGAGGAUGACAUCCCAGAGCUUAAUGAGGUGUUUCUGGUCAACUUGACCGCUGUGCAGAUUCUUGAUCCGGCUACAGACACUCCCCCAAGACUAGAUUCCUCAGGAACACUGUCCCAGGUCACCAUUGAGGCCAAUGAUGGUACACAGGGGGUGGUUCUGUUCUCUGGUAUCACCGGCAGCCUGGAUACCAUUGAAGCUGAAAGGACCCUACAGCUGACCGUGUCUAGAGACCGAGGUACCUACGGUGCAGUCACAGUCUUUGUCUAUAGCCAGCCUGUCGAUGCCAGGAAGGGCUCUGACUAUAGCUUCAGUGAUCAGGUGCUAAGCUUUGGAGAUGGAGAGACAACCAGAACCAUCAAUGUUGCCAUAUUUGACGAUGACAUCGCAGAAGCCGACGAAACCUUUGAACUGAUCCUGAACAACCCAACGGGAGGAUUGCAACUUGGAGACCCGGCUAAAGUAACCAUCAGGAUCCUGGCCAGCGAUGACGCCUUUGGCAUCAUCAACUUUGCGAGUCCGUUGACGGUCACCAUCCAGGAGCCCUCUGAUACGGACACGUCCAACAGCGUGGCCCAGCUGACGCUCGUCCGCAGUCGAGGGACAUUUGGCGACGUGCAGGUCCCAUUUGCCGUGGUAGACCACAGCGGGUCACGAGGGGUCAUUGACCUGACCCCGGUGGACGGGUUUGUCACAAUCGCUGCUGGGGAGAGCACAGGGGUUCUUCAUAUCUCAGCCACAGCGGACGAUAUCCCGGAGCUGGAGGAGCGAUUUCAGGUGCUUCUGGCCACGCCCCAGGGCGGAGCCAUGCUAGGGGACAGCAACAAUGCUACAAUCAUCAUUCAAAGAAAUGAUGCUCCGUACGGCAGCAUGCAGGUCUUCCCUACAGGAUCCAGACAAGCCAGCUUGGAUGUGGAGGAAGAGAACGGCACCGUCUACUUCACUGUGGAGAGGUCAGGGGGUCACAUCGGAACCAUCACGGUAGACUGGCAAGCUGUACCAGAUACUGCAACAGCUCAAGCGGGUGAAGUCCUAGCCCUAGCCACUGUCCAGAGAAUCGCCAGCCAGGCCAUUCGCAGCUGGUGCUCCUACAGCGUCGGUCAAGACGUCUAUCUGGUGCUGGUCAGUGGAGCGGAGACUGGUCAGUUGUCCAGCCAGAUUGGUAGCGAUGGGUCAUCGCCGGGGGCGACAUCCUUGCUGUACCGAUGGCAGGGGGAGUUUGUUCCUGUACAGAGCAUUGAAACUGACGGCGGUGUGGCCUGUACUUCCUAUGACAUCCAAGGCACGACGUAUCUAGUGAUUGCCAAUCAUGGUAGUACAGGGCGGUACGAGACCAUGUCCAGAAUCUACAGAGUCAAUCAGGAUGGGACGCUCUAUGUGAUGCAAGACGUGGCCACCAAGGGUGCAACCGACGCCACGUUCUUCACCAUCGGCUCAGACGUUUUCCUGAUGCUAGCCAACGGACUGACCAAUGCCCAGCUGACCGUCACGGAGUCCACGGUCCUGCUAUGGACCGGCGUGCAGUUUGUGGCAGUUAGUAGCCUGGCCACCACGGGGGCAGCCGGAGUGGAGGCACUCAGCAUUAAUGGGGACCAGUAUCUGGCCGUGGCUAACUCUUACGAUUCUGGCCAGGCUAGCUAUGAGAUUAAGUCUGUGGUGUAUAAGUGGGAGAGCGGCUCUUUUACUGAGUACCAACAACUAGACACACUGGGAGCUGUGGAUGUCGAGUCUUUCAGCGUCGGUACAGCGAUGUAUCUUGUAUUUGCCAACAGCCAAAACAAUGAAGGCGCAUCAAAUGUUGACUCGUACGUCUACCGCUGGAACCCCUCCACGUCCCUGUUUGUCAUCCACCAGACCAUCCCCACCCAGGGGGCCCAGUCUGUCACCACAUUCCUCACCAGUAGCGGCACCACCUAUCUGGCCAUCGCCAAUGCGGCGGGGGACUCUGUAGUCAUGGAAUGGGAGCCUUUCUCAGCCAUGUUCAUGGACAGUCUGUCGUUGGCUCCUGCCUACGACGUCGUGCCAUUCACUGUCACCGAUUACGCUGGCCGUGACUUGGUGAUGCUUGCAUCAGCAAAUUUUGGUGAUGGGGUGUCUGUGUUGGACUCCAUGAUCUUACAGAUCGCUGGGGUCACUGAAUCAUCAGAUUUCAUUCCAAGAUCUGGCAGACUGACCUUUCAACCCGAGGACACGGAGUUGACCGUUGCCAUAACUAUUCUGGACGACGACCGGCCUGAGGAUGACGAAUACUUCCGCGUUGUCCUUAGCAACCCGACGGGUGGGGCCGAGUUGGGCCGUCAAGAUGCUGUGAUGGUGGACAUCCUCUCCAACGAUGACGCUCACGGCAUCAUCGGCUUUGCUCAGGAUUCCCUCAACAUCCAAGCCACUGAGCAGGCUACCGACACGGCUGUCAUCUUUACCUUGGAGAGACAACGCGGUACUUCUGGAGUGGUUGUGGUGGCCUGGGUGGCUAGCGGGGAACACGACCCCUCGGACAUGAGGCCGACAGCAGGAAUGGUUGAGUUUGCGGAUGGGGUCUCCACAGCCGCUAUUGUUAUUACGGUCACGGCGGACUCCUUUCCAGAGCUGGAUGAGACCUCCACCAUACAACUCACCAGUAUCGUCAACCCCGGCACCACGCACCCGGGCCGCGGGGCCAUGAUCAGCGACACGGACAGCACAGCGUUGCUGACGGUGCUGGCCAACGACUCACCCCACGGCGUCUUUGCCUGGACGCUGAAUUCCCUGUUCAGUGUUGUCAAUGAGCCUGAGGGAUCGCAGCCAUCGGCUUCCGUUGUCUUGCACAUCCUGCGAGAGCAGGGAUCCCUGGGAGCUGUCAACGUUAGAUACAAGACAUCCAGAGCAGCGGAGAUGCCGGAGCUGAAGCAAGCAGAACCCAAUCGAGAUUUUGUUUCCCAGGACAACUAUGUGAGGAUGGAAGAUGGAGUCACCUCGGCCUCACUGACUAUCGCCAUACUUCCAGACACUGACUCUGAAGGACCCGAGACGUUCCUAGUCAACCUGACCUCGGUUGACCUUGUCACUGGUACCCCGGUCGGCGGAGCGGCGCCCAGCAUCAAGAACGAUCAGGAUGUGGCUGAAAUCACCAUCACCCAGAACGACAAUGCCAACGGUAUCCUGCAGCUGAAUGCAUCCAAGAAUUCUGCUGGCGAUGUUGAAGUCUAUGAAGGCUCAGGUACCAGUGGGGUACUCAGCUUACCGGUGAGCCGCACUGCAGGUGCAUUUGGUCGAGUUGGCGUCAACUGGCUGGCAACCACGGUGUCUGCCAGCACUGCUGACUUCUCCCCACUGUCUGGUAACGUCACCUUCAUUGAGGGACAGAGAGAAGCGUUCAUUGAGAUUGCCAUCAUUGAUGACACAAUCUACGAGAAUGACGAACGAUUCACGGUUUCCCUGCACAACCCAAGUGGGGGCGCUGUUCUGGGUGCGGAGACCUCGGUCAUCAUUAAGAUUCUCAAGAACGAUUCUCCCAAGGGGCUGUUUGGUUUCCUGUACACGCAGGAGACAGUGAUGGAAUCGCUCAGUCCCUCGGAUCCCAGCGGUGAGGUGACACUGAUCAUUGAGAGAAGCCAAGGCACUCAGGGUAUCGUGGAGGUGGACUGGGCCCUGGAACCCCUGGGCAGAAUGGAUCUCAGCCCUGCUCAGGGAUCACUCACCUUCCAAGAGGGAGCCACUCGUCGAACGAUAACCCUCCGAGCCGUUGAAGACACAGUGCUAGAAGGAGAGGAGAGAUACACAGUCACCAUUCAGUCAGUUACCGACGACGCAGAAAUAUCUCCUGUCUUUGGCACAACCACCAUUGUGAUACAGCCUGACGCUGGCUCAGCUGGCCUGAUAGCCGUCCUGCCCCAGUCAAGAUAUGUCCUGAUUGGAGAACCGACGACUACUCAUGACGGAACAGCCACACUGCAUUUGACACGAGGAGCUGGGAUCUUCAGCCAAGUGACAGUCAACUGGCAGCUGAGUCCGCGGGACGGGUCCACCUUCAGGCAGACCUCGGGCACGUUGGUCUUUGAAGACCUGCAACAGAAUGCUACCAUUAUGUUGCAGACAAUUGAUGAUUCCAUCCCUGAGACUAAGCAGACCUACAUCCUCCAGCUCUCCUCCAUCACCGGUGGAGCUGCCAUCGAUCCGGACUCACAGGCCAACCAGGCUACCAUCAUCGUCGUGGCUAGCGAUAACCCUCAUGGGGUCUUUGAGUUCAGCGGCUUGCCCGAGGUGGUCGUCAGCGAAGACUUGCCCCAAGUGAGCCUUGACGUUGUUCGCAAUGCUGGCAUUUCUGGAGCAGUGAAGGUGACUUACACAACCAAACAAAUCUCAGCCCAACCUGGUGAAGAUUAUGUGGAGGACAGUGGAGAUCUGAUUUUCAGUGAGGGAGUGGACGUGAACACAAUCAAGAUCAGUCUGGUUCCGGAUAACCUGCCAGAAGGUCCGGAAUCAUUCCUGGUGAAUCUGACCUCCAUUGAGCUGCUGCAACCAGUGAACAACGACUACACACUGCGUGGUGGUCUCUCACUUGAUAUGCCUCCUGUGAUUGGCUCGUUUAGUGAGAAGACGGUGACCAUAGCAGCCAAUGACAAUGCUCAGGGGAUUAUUGAGUUUGCCCAAUCGAACGUCUUUGAAUUUUCUGAAGGAGUGGGCACAGCAGUCAUUCCCGUCGUCCGCACCGCUGGUACCUUCGGCUUGGUCCAAGUCUCCUACACUUCCAGGAACCUGACCGCCACUCCCGGCGGCGUUGACUACUCGCUGACGGACGGAGCGGUCAGUUUCCUAGACGGCCAAUCCCAGGGCUCCAUCAGUGUCACUAUCAUCGACGACCAGCUCAAGGAGUUUGCGGAGGUCUUCGAGAUCACCCUGACCGAGACACUAGGGGGCGCUGUCCUGGGCCGCAACCGGACGGCCACGGUGGUGAUCUCCAAGAGCGACGGACCGGACGGGCUGAUUGGGUUUUCCCUCAACCAGCUGGAGCGGAUCUUACCUAACCCUGAGAAUAAUCGCGACAUGGAGUUCACUAUUGAGCUGUCUGGCGGGAUCGAUCAGUACCUGACUGGAGCUGAAGUGCGCUGGCGAAUCCUGGGCCCCAACUCUCAAACUCUGCCCCCAGACACCAGCGACAUCUCCACCUCCGGCGGGCAGCUCCAGGGGUCAGUGACCUUUGACCCCGGCCAGCGAGGCGCCAAGAGUUUCACCUUGCGGGUCAAGCCAUACCCGGGGCCGGAGGUGGAGGAGACGUUCACCGUCGAGAUCUACCAGGUGGUCGGCGCUGGGGAGAUCAGUGAAGACGCUGGCCGUGCCACAUUGAAGAUUCUCAAGCAUGGGGACCCUAACGGCGUGGUCCGAUUCUACGGGGAAUCCAUCAACCCUCGCAGCUUUGAGGAGCCAGGUGAUGGUGGGUCCCUCAAGGUGGCCUUCCCUCUCAGACGACGGGAAGGGGUGGUUGGAGACAUCAAUGUGCACUGGGAGGCACGAGACGCGACAGGCCAAGUGGCGUCAGACGUCUCACCCCCUAACGGUACCCUACGAAUCCCUGAUGGCGUGGCCAACACUCAGAUACUGCUUAACAUCCUACCAGACCAGAUACCAGAGCUGCAGGAACGCUUCCAGCUGGUCUUAGUGUCUGUGGACGGUGGGGCUGAGAUCGAUCCUCAGUUUAACACUUCCACAUUUUACAUUCAACCCAACGAUAAUCCCCACGGAGUGUUCAGCGUCCACCAGGAGAACCAGACGGUCGGUGUCAAUGCAAACAUGAAGCGUUACCUUAGGAUCUAUGUGACUCGCGGUGCAGGCACCGAGGGCGAUGUCUCAGUGACCUUUGACCUCAAAUACAAUGAUGGAAUAACUGGCGCUUACGUUCCGAGCAGUAGUUCUGUCGUCUGCCGAAGUGGAAACGCCUUUUGCACCAAAGACAUUCCGUUGCUGAACAACGACAUGUUCCUGGAGAGGGAUACAUCUUUUAAUGUUACCUUGACAUCUCUCAGUUAUCUUGGACCCGUUGAAGUCACCAUUCCUCCAGUGAUGCUGCCGGGUGCGAAGAGCGCACUCGUUGUUGUACCUCAGGAGGCUGCCAAUUCACUGGUGGGAUUCAAGAUGGACGCCACCACAGUCGAUGACAUAUCCUACCGCACUGUCCUCACCAUCGAACGUAUCGGAUCCUAUGGAACCAUUGAUGUCCUGUGGCAGGCCGGCUACCCAUCAGACGAGCUACCCCAGGGUUAUCUCCAGGGGGCAGUAUCACAGGGAUCUGGUCAGCUGAACAUGGGCAGUGGAGUCUCAACGAUAACCCUGCCUAUUGUGCUUAACCCUAGCGGCAACCCCAGCGAGCUCUUUGCCGCGCACCUGACCAGCGCCCUGACGUCGGCUGAGGGCGGGGCCAGGCUAAGGGGAGGGUACACCACGGCACCCAUUGAGCCCUACGGGGUGGUUGGCUUCACUCAGGGGUCAAGAGGGGUCACUGUGUCUGAAGGUAGUGGCGAGCUUUCCCUGACUGUGGAGCGUCAGCUCGGCACCCUAGGCAGCAUCCGCGUGACCUACCAGACCCACGCCGCCUCGGCCGUCGCUGGGGAGGAUUACGUGGCCAUCACCAGCGGGGCCCUCACAAUGGCCACCAGAGCCAAGACGGCCAACAUACUGGUGACUAUCCUGGAGGAACAGGCACCGGAGCUGGCUAAAGUCUUCUAUGUCAACAUCACCAGUGUGGCACGGUUACCCAUCGACGGAACACAGGGUACCAGUCCUAGGCUGAGUUCAAGAUACCCUGUCUCUGAAGUGACUAUAGAGGGCAGUAAUGAUCCCUACGGCGUGCUGAGUAUGGAUCCCGACGUGAUUGAGAUUGCCGAGAGUGAAGCCACGUGCAAACACGUCACGCUGAACAUCCAGAGAUCAGGUGGUAGCCAUGGCGAGGUCAGCAUCCGAGUCCGGACCAUCGGGGGAGGGGAGCCCUGGCAGAGCAGCGUGGCCCAGCGCCCCUCCGACACCACCAAUACCAUAGAGAAUGCCCUGGCCAAUACCCAGGACAGACCCCACGCCACAGCCGGUCAGGACUAUGAACAAGUGGAUGUGGCGAUCACAUUCAGAGAUGGGGAGACUGAGAAGAGUUUCCAGGUGGAGGUGUGUGAUGAUGGCGUGGCUGAGCCGGCCGAGUUGUUCUUUGUCUACCUGUCUGAGCCCACGGGAGGGGCACGGGUGGCCCAGGGACAACCUGAUGGGGGCCUCAAGGGGUUCACUCAUUUCACCAUCGUUGGGAGCGACAACUUCAACGGCGUGAUCGGCUUUGCGGAAGAGUCACGAUUUGUGACUGUCGAUGAGGAUGUGACACCUUCCAUUACACUCACGCUAGAUAGAGGGCAGGCUUUCUUUGGUGAAGUCACGGUGGAGUGGCGAGCAACGUACAGUGCUAUCGGUGACAUCACCAACGACGCUGAUCUCUACAAUCAGCUUGAGCAGGCACAGGGUAUGGUGACAUGUCCUGCCGACCAGCGACUGUGUACGUUCGACAUCACGCUACGACAAGACGAGGAGCCCGAGUUUGCUAGCUGGUUCCUAGUGGAGCUGGUUGGGGUAGGACAGGGAGCCAGUCUGGACCAAGCCCAGCGAUUGGCCAACAUUACCACCUUGGACAGUGACUAUCCGUACGGUCUGCUGCAGUUUACCACAGAUACCAGGUUCCAAUCAGUGCACAGCAACACCAAGCGAGUCAGCCUGCGUGUAGAGAGAAUCGGUGGUAGCACCAAGGACAGCGCUGUGUCCUGGGGGACGUUCCAGCUCGAUUCCCCCAUCAAACUGGCCGGACUGACCGCCUACCCGGCCAUCCCAGACACGGACUAUGUGGCCACCUCGGGAGUCUUGGAUUUCAGCUCCGGUAUCCGGCGGAUUCCGCUGGACGUGGUCUUGCUCCCAGAGACCCCCGCGUCAUCAGCUGAAUACCCAAAACUACUGCAGGUCAGACUGAUGCAGGCUACCAACGGGGCCGGUAUCCACGCCGACUACGGCACGGCCAGCAUCACCUUAGUGGAGGACGAGCGCACGGCCGACAUCUGGGACAACCGCUAUAGCGCCCUCAUUGGCCUGAACAAUGACAACAUCUAUAAUAUUCUCCUGGAUAUGGCCGAGCAUGUCAAGGCUCAGCUGACGGAGGAGCAACUGGCCGUCGUCGUGGAUACCAUCGGGAUGGUGGUUGCCGAGGGAGGGAGGAGGAAGUUGCCUAGCAACCUGCUGACUCAGCUGAUGGAUAUCUACUGCACGUUGAUGAAUCCGGACAGGCAAGACACAAGGGGUGCCUACCAGCUAGCAGAAUCCUUCAGUACCUUUGCCUUCAUCCUAGUGACUGACCUGCCGUGUGAGACCCAAGACCCCCAGACACUGUCCUGUGAUCAUGCCGUGGUGGAGACGGGCCGGUGGUCUAGGGGAAGAAUCAAUGGACAUAACUUCCAGGGAAAAGACAGAAACAGCUUCACCAUGCCUACUAACCUACUGGACACCAGUGCAUCCUCAUCCUGUGAAGACAUUCACUUCAUUGAGUACAGCAGCCAGCAGUGGUUCUAUGGUGCCAACGAAGCAAGCACUCUCAAUAACCAGGUUUUGUCCGUUGCCAUCAAGGGAGCUGAGCAGAAUUUCACCAGGCUGUCCACACCGGUCACCUACCGCAUCUACACCGAUAAUGCCAGGGUAACACCGCGGGGAGCCAGCUGUGUCAUCUUCAACGGACCCACCGAACGCUGGCGACCGGACAGCUGUCAAAUACUGACUCAGCAGGGAGCCUAUGUGGAGUGUUCUUGCACUCACUUGUCAGACUACGCGGCCCAGGGUGAAACAGAUAAUCUUGUUGGCUACAAUGUGUACAUCUACGUGUCCUGUUUCAUCUGCAUUGCUGGUCUCGUUUGUGCCAUCAUUGCUCACAAUGUCUGCUCCGUCUACUCCAUGUUCUCUGCCAAGCUUCUCAUACACAUGUGCUUUGCUGCCAUGUCGCUCCAGGUUGUCUUUGUCACCUCAGCGUAUGUGAGUAGCUACAUCUCCACAGCCUCCUGUGCAGUCCUGGGAGUUCUCAUUCACUUCUUCUUCCUGGCUCAAUUCACUUGGAUGCUUGUACAGGCCUUCAAUCUGUGGAAGGUGUUUGUGAUCAACGACGAGCACACUGAGAGAUACUACAUUCUCUUCUUUGUCAUUGGCUGGUGUUUGCCCGUUGUAGCUAUCGUCAUCUACGUGGUGAUAACCUACGCCGUGUUUGACUGGCCGUUCCUGCUGGAUACUUCUAUUGCAGACCCGUCAUCUCCUGCGGCCAUGUAUGGAGACGUGCAUCUCAAUGGAGAUAUUUGUUUCAUGCCUAAUGGCUAUGCGGCCCUAGCUAGCGCAGUCGGCCCAGCCAUCCUGUGUCUGUUUGGUGUAGCCACUGUGUUCACCAAUGCCUACCAAGUCAAGCCACAGUGGAAACGAUAUGAUGAUAUCUAUAUGGGCAGUUACAACACCACUGAGGUGCAGUUACUGCUAGUGUUCUGGGCCAUCAUCUUUCUAACCUGUCUCUUCGGCGGUCUACACAUGGCCUACAGUUACCUCUGGUUGCUCAUUGUCUUUGUCAUCUUCAACAUUGUUCAGGGUUUGUAUGCCUUUGUCGUGUACACCAUCCUACGCAACCAGAUCUGUCGGCCCAGGAAGGGCAACUACUCACUCAACCCCUCGGGCUUUGACAACUCGGUCAUGUUACUGGACAACAGCCAGUAUGUGGGCAACGGGCUGAUGGCCGCGGGGUCUGAGAAGGGGUCAAGGGUCCUGCUGACCAAGGCUGAACAGCCGCCUGGGGUGACCAUCAUAGGAAACCAUGAUGAAUGGGAUACUCAGUCCCUCGGUCGUCAAAGCCAACACAGCCAGCACAGUCAUCACAGUCAGCACAGUAAGACUAACCAAUCCCAGCCCAGCCGACCUGGCUCAGUGGCAAGCCGGGGCGGCGGCGGCGGUAACCGGAGCAGACCGGGCUCUAUCCAGAACAACCUCUACGCCCCUGCACCCUUCCAAGAUGUCCCCGCCCCUCUCCCACCGACCCACCACCACGAUGACGACACCGACUCGCAGGACUUCGACGACCUGAUCUUUGCCCUCAAGACGGGCGGGGCCUAUGUGCGAGGGGAGGAGGAGGGGGAGUCGCGAAGCCGGCCGUCGUCACGGGUCAGUAGCAACUGGCAGGACGAUUCCCAGAUGGGGGAGAUGAUGGACAUGACGGGAGACGCUACGCAAGACCAUUACGAGAUGAGACGGAUACAAAUUGCCGAUACGCAUCUUUGAUCUGUGCACAAAUGGUCUACAAGUAAAUUCCAUUUGUGGCUUUGCAGGGUGGACAGUACAACUUGGGAGUAAUUUGCAAAUGCACUGUGUUGUAUCCGCGCAUUGUUCAUCUGCACAUUCUCCAAAGUCCUGAAUACGCCAUUUGCCAGACUUCCAAUUGGUGCAAGCUUUUUUUUAUAUAAAAUAAUGAAUUAUCAAGACAUUUAUGUAAUGAGCACUUGAUCAAUAUAGACGAGUCGGCUUGUCAAUCAUUUGACAGUAAGUUGUAUGUGCCUCCCCAUGAUGAACUUCCGUUUGUUAUUUCUGCUGCUGUUGGAUGCAAUUUCAAGUGCUAAGAUGAGCUGUCCAUGCUUUUUAUGGGUUUCCCUCUUGUUUUGGCAACUGCUAGUUUUCUAGCAUUACAAAAAAUACUGAAUUUUGAAUGAGACUUCAAAUGAAAAAAAAACAAUCGGCAUUAGAAUAUUUUUCCAAUUUUGAAUCAGUUGAGGGCCCGCCAGUAAUUCAAUUCCUUUCGGAGGGUUGCGAUUGCCCAAAAUAGAAAUAAAAGUGUUUUUUUUUUCAUGAAAAUACAACAUACAAAUAUAAACUUUAUUAGUACAAAAACUCCAGUAUGAUGAAAAGCACGGACAGUGUACUGUUAAUUUCAAACUAAGUUAAAGUCAGUUAUUCAGAGCUUGUGUUUUUGUACCGUAACUUCGUCUUUUAUGCCUUUUUUUUCAUGUAUUCAGUGCCAUAUUAGGAGUUAAAUUGUACAAAACUGUACAAGCUUUACUACAUAGAUGUGGACUUUACACCGUUUUGUACUUAAUGAAGACAUACAUAUUUUUGUACAUUGUUGCUGUGCAUGUUUUCUUAUGGCCAUCUUUUUAUCCAUAGUAUACUUUUGUAGUGAGUUCAGUACUUAAAAGAGUAGUUGUAAUUAGCAUGUUUCAGAAUCAAGGCAUUUUUUUCUCCAUGAAUGUAAAGUAACGUUCAAUUGUUCAUCUCUUUACAGCAAUGUUCAUACAUGAUUUUUCACUCAAAUGUUUUUGUCCAGAUGUGAACAAACCUACUGUUUAUGUAAAUGGUAUUACAACACGUCACCCACAGAUUCUGUAUCUUCAUUGGCCGAGGGCCAGUCACAGACUACAUGUAUUUAUUAUUUUUGCUAUCUUGCUGUGCUCGGCCAAAAGUACUAUACCCGUAGCAACCAAAGUACUAUACGCAUAGCAAUCGUUAUUGUGUGCAAAUGCAUACGGGUGUGUGUGUUGCGCGUAUUGUUCCUAAGCACAAGCGCUACAGGGCUGGGUUCAUACAUUUCGUGAAGGGGUAGUUUGGAAAAGUGCUAGUAAAUUUGUGUUUAAUUUUGUAUUAAAAAAAGAAGUACAUUUUAAUUGUAUUUAGAUUAAAUUAAUUGGUUAUGGCUUAAUAUCAAGCAGAAUCUGUAGGAGAGGUGUUAUAAAACAAAUAUUGACUGCUUGGAGUGGUGAAGUAAAACUAGCCUCCCUCAGUGAUCCAUGGAGCAUUCUAUUUUCCCUCGGCUUCGCCUCGGGAAAAAUAAGAAUGCUUCCUGGAUCACCUCGGGAGGUUAGUUUUACUUCACCACUCCAAGCAGUCAAUAUUUGUAUAAAAUCCCAUCAUGUGACUUUUUACCCCCUUUGUCGAUCAAAAGAGCAUGUUAAGACUUAUUGUUUUCUGGUAAGAGGCAUUCAGCCUUGACGAUAUUAGUUAGCUGAUUAUGUUUAAGUUUAUUCCACUUUACAAAAUGCCUAAGUCAUGAAGAGGUUUAUUAAAUAAUUAUGAUGGUUUACAUCUUAAGAUGUUUACAAAAGUACUUCUACCAAAGUCCUUUGAACAGAGACAUGGAAAAAAAUUACAAAUCAUUAGGCUUUUUCCAGCGCAAUAUUUUUUUACAUCCGUCCUGUUGUAAAACAUUCCAAGUCAUUCUAAGUGUAUGUGACAUUCCCAUUCCAUUAUUUAAAAUCUUGACAUAUCCUCUAAUAGAACAUUUUAUUUCUAGCAAAGUAUUCAUUUAAAUACACUACAGGUAUUGGCUGAGUGACACCACCAAAAAAAUGUGUGGAUUGCAAUAAUUCUCUCCGUCCAGUUAAACAUCAAAGUAAUAAAAACUGUUAUAUUAAAUUAUUCAUUAAUGAUCAAAUAAAAAUAAGUUCUAUGAAGAGCUUGAUUUAUGUAGCACCUUGAGGCUAAAACAUCAGAUUAACUUAAACCCAUGAAUACAUUUCAAAAACUAAAUUAUCUUGAAUGUAAAGAGGACUUUGAAUGCUGCAAUCAUAUCUGAAGCAAAAUCAUAGUUUACUUAUUGAAAGAUCAUGUUGUAAUUGAACUGCCAAGGUGUGCAGAUAUUCAAGCAGUACUCAGUAUUCCUGAAGCAAAAUCAUAGUUUACUUAAUGAAAGAUCAUGUUUUAAUUAAACUGCCAAGUGUGUUCAGAUAUACAAGCAGUACUCAGUAUUUUGGCUGUAAACAAAAUCAUGUACUUUACUCGGAAAUAAUUAAACAAGUAACUUUUAAUAACUGCCUUUUUAAUGUGACCAACGUCAUCAAAAUCAUCGAAUUUUGUACUAAAAUCUUGUUGCCUUGCCUUGAUUCCGGUGUGUACUUUCAUUGUACUUAUUGACUGAAGAGAGCUAAAUAAACGGAUUUUUGUACUUA